This is a messenger RNA of Hyaena hyaena (striped hyena), 5464 nucleotides long. RefSeq names its product integrin subunit alpha 6 (gene ITGA6). The transcript has 25 exons. NCBI's taxonomy places the organism in Eukaryota, Metazoa, Chordata, Mammalia, Carnivora, Hyaenidae. Gene Ontology annotation, molecular function: integrin binding. Gene Ontology annotation, cellular component: external side of plasma membrane; integrin complex. The record is from RefSeq and is a predicted model, not a curated record. Bases 200 to 3475 code for a protein of 1091 amino acids. Gene Ontology annotation, biological process: leukocyte migration; cell-matrix adhesion; cell-cell adhesion.
GCAGCCCGCGAGGGGGAGAGGCCAGGCGGAGAGCGCAACUCGUCCCGGGGGUGGGGCCGGCCGCGGUGGCCGGAGGGGAUUAAGGUGGCCGCGGCGGCGGCGGCAGUAGCAGCAACAGCAGCAGCGCGGCAGCCUCGAACCCGGCCCCGAGCGCAGGGCGGCCGCCGCGGCUCCAGCUCCCCUCCGCUUGCGCCCGCCCAUGGCGGCCGCGGGGCAGCUGUGGCUGCUCUACCUGUCCGCGGGCCUCCUGCCCCGGCUCGGCGCUGCCUUCAACUUGGACACCCGCGAGGAAAAUGUGAUCCGGAAAACCGGGGACCCCGGGAGCCUGUUCGGCUUCUCGCUGGCCAUGCACCGGCAGCUUCAGCCCGAGGACAGGCGGCUGUUGCUCGUAGGGGCCCCGCGGGCCGUGGCCCUUCCACUGCAGAAGGCCAACAGAACAGGAGGCUUGUACAGCUGCGACAUCACCUCCCGGGGUCCUUGCACACGGAUUGAAUUUGAUAACGAUGCUGACCCUUUAUCAGAAAGCAAGGAAGAUCAAUGGAUGGGGGUCACCGUCCAGAGCCAAGGUCCAGGGGGCAAAGUUGUGACAUGUGCUCAUCGAUAUGAAAAAAGGCAACACGUCAACACAAAGCAAGAAUCCCGCGACAUCUUUGGAAGGUGUUACGUCCUGAGUCAGAAUCUCAGGAUCGAGGAUGACAUGGAUGGAGGAGACUGGAGUUUCUGCGACGGCCGAUUGAGAGGCCAUGAAAAAUUUGGUUCUUGCCAGCAAGGAGUCGCAGCCACUUUCACUAAAGACUUCCAUUACAUUGUGUUUGGAGCCCCAGGCACUUACAACUGGAAAGGCAUUGUUCGCGUAGAGCAAAAGAAUCACACUUUUUUUGACAUGAACAUCUUUGAAGAUGGGCCUUAUGAAGUUGGUGGAGAGACUGACCAUGACGAGAGUCUAGUUCCUGUUCCUGCUAACAGUUAUUUAGGCUUUUCUUUGGACUCAGGAAAAGGUAUUGUUUCUAAAGAUGAGCUCACUUUCGUGUCUGGUGCUCCACGAGCCAAUCAUAGUGGAGCUGUGGUUUUGCUGAAAAGAGACAUGAAGUCUGCACAUCUUCUCCCUGAGCACAUUUUCGACGGGGAGGGUCUGGCAUCGUCAUUUGGCUAUGACGUGGCAGUGGCGGACCUUAACAGGGAUGGGUGGCAAGAUAUAGUUAUUGGAGCCCCACAGUAUUUUGAUAGAAAUGGAGAAGUCGGAGGUGCGGUGUACGUUUACAUUAACCAGCAAGGCAGGUGGAAUAACGUCAAGCCAAUUCGUCUCAAUGGAACCAAAGAUUCCAUGUUUGGCAUUGCAGUGAAAAACAUUGGCGACAUUAAUCAAGAUGGCUACCCGGAUAUUGCAGUUGGAGCACCCUAUGAUGAUAUGGGAAAGGUUUUCAUCUAUCAUGGGUCCCGGAAUGGAAUAAAUACCAAGCCAACACAGAUUCUCGAGGGUAAAACACCUUAUUUUGGAUAUUCAAUUGCUGGAGAUAUGGACCUUGAUAGAAAUUUCUACCCCGAUAUUGCUGUGGGUUCCCUCUCCGACUCCGUCACUGUGUUCAGGUCCCGGCCUGUGAUUAAUAUUCAGAAAACCCUGGAUAUAACACCUAACACGAUUGAUCUCCGCCAGAAAACAUUCUGUGGGGCGCCUAGUGGGAUAUGCCUCAAGGUGAAGGCCUGUUUUGAAUAUACUGCCAAACCCACAGAUUAUAAUCCUUCAAUAUCCAUUUUGGGUACGCUUGAGGCAGAAAAGGAGAGAAGAAAAUCUGGGCUGUCCUCAAGAGUUCAGUUUCGAAACCAAGGUUCUGAGCCUAAGUAUAGUCAACAGCUAACUCUGAACAGGCAGAAGCAGAAGGCGUGCAUGGAGGAGACCCUCUGGCUGCAGGAAAAUAUCAGAGAUAAACUGCGCCCCAUUCCUGUAACUGCUUCAGUAGAGAUCCAGGAGCCAACCACACGGAGGAGAGUGAAUUCGCUUCCAGAAAUUCUUCCAAUUCUGAAUUCAAACGAACCCAAGACAGUCCAUAGAGAUGUGCACUUCUUAAAAGAGGGAUGUGGAAACGACAAUAUAUGUAACAGCAACCUUAAACUAGAAUAUAAAUUUUGCACCCGGGAAGGAAAUCAAGACAAAUUUUCUUAUUUACCAAUCCGAAAAGGUGUUCCAGAACUAGUUCUAAAAGACCAGAAGGACAUUGCUUUAGAAAUCACAGUGACGAACAGCCCUUCCAAUCCAAGAAACCCCACAAAAGACGGCGAUGACGCUCAUGAAGCGAAACUCAUUGCAACUUUUCCGGACACUCUGACUUACUCGGCAUACAGAGAACUGAGGGCUUUCCCUGAGAAGCAGCUGAGUUGUGUUGCCAAUCAGAACGGCUCACAAGCGGACUGUGAGCUUGGAAAUCCUUUUAAAAGAAAUUCAAGUGUUACUUUUUACUUAAUCUUAAGUACGACGGAGGUCACCUUUGACACCACGGAUCUGGAUAUUAAUCUGAAGCUGGAAACAACAAGCAAUCAAGAUAAUUUGGCUUCAAUUACAGCUACAGCAAAAGUGGUUAUUGAACUGCUUUUAUCGGUCUCUGGAGUUGCUAAACCUUCCCAGGUGUACUUUGGAGGAAGAGUUGUCGGUGAGCAAGCUAUGAAAUCUGAAGAGGAGGUGGGAAGUUUAAUAGAGUAUGAAUUCAGGGUAAUUAACUUGGGUAAACCUCUUAAAAACCUCGGCACAGCAACCUUGAAUAUCCAGUGGCCAAAAGAAAUUAGCAAUGGCAAAUGGUUGCUUUAUUUGGUGAAAGUAGAAUCCAAAGGACUGGAAAAGAUAGCUUGUGAGCCGCAACAUGAAAUAAACUUCCUGAAACUAAAGGAGUCUCACAACUCGAGAAGGAAACGGGAAAUUGCUGAAAAACAGACAGAUGAUAGCAGAAAAUUUUCUUUAUUUGCUGAAAGAAAAUAUCAGACCCUUAACUGCAGCACGAACGUGAACUGCGUGAACAUAAGCUGUCCCCUGCGAGGGCUGGACAGCAAGGCCUCUGUUGUCCUCCGCUCGAGGUUAUGGAACGGCACGUUUCUAGAGGAAUAUUCCAAAAUGAACUACCUGGACAUUCUCGUGCGGGCUUCCAUUGACGUAGCCGAUGCCGCUGAGAAUAUCAAGCUGCCACACGCGGGCACUCAGGUUCGUGUGACUGUGUUUCCCUCAAAGACUGUAGCUCAAUAUUCAGGAGUACCUUGGUGGAUCAUCCUAGUGGCUAUACUUGCUGGGAUUUUGAUGCUUGCCCUCUUAGUGUUUUUACUAUGGAAGUGCGGAUUCUUUAAGCGCUCUAGGUACGAUGAUAGCGUUCCCCGAUACCAUGCUGUGAGGAUCCGGAAGGAAGAGCGGGAGAUCAAAGAUGAAAAAUAUAAUGAUAACCUGGAAAAAAAACAGUGGAUCACAAGGUGGAAUGAAAAUGAGAGCUACUCCUAAAGGGGACCAAAAAAACUUCACAGUUCCCAACCUGCUUCUUCUCCCUCCCAACUCAGAAAUCUAAAUGGACUUAAAAAAGCUGCUCCAUCCCUGGAAUGUUCACUUCAGACAGGCCACACAGGGCGAACAGAACAGUUUUAACUGUGGACGUGGUCAUGUAGCCUGAGGCUCCGGUUCUGCACAGCCAAAUCUAAGACUGUUGGAAUGGAUUUUUCUUUCACUGCCUUAAUUUAACUUUCCGGGUUGCCUUUGUUUUUGGUGUGGCUGACUUACACGUGCUGGGAAAGGGCCCGCCGGGUUGCACUCCCGCGACAUCCUCAAGCGGGCGCCUGGUGUCCGCGCUAACAGUGGCCGCCCUAAUCUGGCACCGCCUCUGCUCACAUUGUUCCCACAGGCCUCGACAACCUGCAACUUAACUGUCCCGCAUCACAAGACUGUGCCAUUGGGGGAGUUGUGUUUCAACUGAAAGUGCUAUUCUUAAAUGUGCAAUAGGUGACGUUGCCAUCCUGCCAUCUUUAACCUUUCCUAGAUGUGUGAAUAUUCACUAAAUAACAUACAGGUUUCAUGCUUCGUCUUCACUAAAACACAGGUGCAACAGACUUGAAUGCUAGUUAUAUGUACUUGUCUAUGGUAUUUAUUUUUUCUUUUUUAUAAACCAUUUUGUCAUUGACAGGCCAAAGAUUCUCUUGCAGUUGGAUUAGACCAUCAGAAUUAGAACAUGAGAUGUCAUUGGUUUGAAUUUAGUGCAAAAAAAGAAAUUAGAAGUUAUGAUAUCUCCCAACUCUCACCCCCUUUCCUCCAGACCCAGAAUAUGUUUAAUAGGAUUGAACCAUAAGAUGUUUAAUCCUUAUUAGACAGUGGACAUUUCAGAAUUUAGAGCCCUGUGUGAUGUCAUGCAUUUUGUGCUGUAACUUUCAGGAACUCUUAGAAAUAAUGGAUUUGUUUGCUGAAUUUCAGUGCAGUUUAGUCCUUGCUGCAAAUACUGUAUAAUCAGGACUUAGAGAUGGUGGGUGCCUCUGGUGGAUCCAAACCGAUCCAGUGUGAGACUACUGAGUAUCUGAUCCCACUGCUUGUAAGUUUUUAAAUGUUGGAAUCAUUUAAUCAGUGAGUCAGUGUUCUGUUUUUAACUUUGUUUCCUCUCCUAAUCAGUGUUCCCCAAAAUUACUUGGGGACUGCACUAACCACAAUUUUAAAUGGCUAAAUUGUAAAAAUGAGGUGGCAGAGGAGGAAAACAUUUUUAUACAUUCAACAGAGACUGAAUGCAUAGGAAAGCUGAAUUUUAAAAAGUUACUAUACUUCAAAAUGUUAAGCUAUAUGGGGAAUAAUAGCAAACAGGUGCUAAUUUGUUUGGCUAUAGUAUAAGCAGUGUCUCAAUCAAAAGAACAAAAUACAGCUAUAUGUGCCAUUUUUGCUUUGGAGCUUUUUUUUCUUUUCAGAAAUCUUAUACCCUUAAGAUACUCUUGUCGUAUUUUGGAAUUUUCAUUCACAAAGACAGUUUUACAAAUGACAUUUUGUUUACAAAUAUUUCUCUAAAAUCGGUCAUACCAGUGUUAGAAAUCUGUUUCUUGUGUAGGUAACUUGUAACCUAAUGAACUAUCUUUCUAGGUUGCUAAGAAGCUGGUACUUUGAGUGUUAUAGACCUUUGCUCUAAAAAACUGAAUGUCCUAAAAGGCAGGGACGAGGUGGAAGGAUGGCUCAACAACAAUGAAACAAGAAUGUAGUGGUGUUUAUUGUUAAAAAUGUCAUCUUAAGUCAAGUCACUGGUCUGUUUGCAUUUGAUACAUUUUAAUACUAACUAGCACUGUAAAAUUCAUGAUUAGAAAAUACCUGUGGAUAUUUGUAUAAAAGUGUGAAAUAAAUUUUUUAUGAAAGUGUUCAUUGCUUAGUAACACCACAUUAUAUGUGUGAAACAAACUCUAAAAUGAUGAUAAAUAACCUGAAUUGCUUUUGUGUUUCAUGAAGCCAAACUAAAGUUUAUUUUAUAUGAUU